UUUGAGUACCAUCGUCUGUUUGAUGCUCGUUGUUGCUGCCUCUGGUCAAGUUGAAGAUGCGAACCAGAAUAAUGACUAUUAUCGAAGACACUAUCAGUGCCCUCAAGGAUGGGUUCAGAGAUGCAACCGAUGCUACUUAUAUGUCAACCAGCCAAUGCAAUGGCUGGGCGCCCAAUAUUACUGCAGAAGUCUUGGGGGUGAUUUGGUCACAAUUCGUGACUGGGCAACCAACUACUUCUUGUUCCGCAUCGUGAGGUAUUUCGAUCGGAGGCGAAGAACAGUAUGGAUCGGUGCUAACGAUCGCAGAACCAAAGGCACAUUCGAAUGGUCUGAUGGAACUAGAGCUAACAAGUACAGUUUCCGGUGGUUUUCUCCGGGGGAGCCUGAUGAUGAAUCCCCGGGCCAAGACUGCGUCGAACUGCAAACGCGGGGAAGACGCAGAUUCUUGUGGACAGACAAUUUCUGUGAGGACGAGCAAACCUUUAUUUGUCAGGUCAACGCCUGUUACAAAGGGCAAUUUCGAUGUGAUAAUGGAAAGUGUAUUACAAAGUAUGCAGUGUGCGACCGCGUCAAUGAUUGCGGAGACAACUCUGAUGAGAGGAAUUGCAACAACUGUGGAGGGAUGCUUGAAGGAACAAAUGGCUCUUUUACGUCACCAGAGUACCCUAGGUUUUACCCAUCUGAUUCAGACUGCACUUGGAAGAUCACGGUUCCUUUGAAGUCAAAAGUGGAGCUGUCAUUCAAAGAAAUUCACCUGGAGCCUGGGUUCGAUUAUGUUGAUGUUUACGAUGGGCCAACCUCGUCUUCAAAGAUCAUUGCUCGAUUGAUGGGUCUAGGCAAGGUGACACCUUUGCUGUCAUCUGGUAACCAAAUGCUUGUCCGAUUUGUAUCUGACAAACACAUCGAGAAGAAAGGGUUCUUGGCUAACUACAGCACAAUAAAUGAGAGCGCUUGUGGAGAAGCAUUGAAUGUUGGUAAAGGUCAAAUGCGGGAAAUCAUUUCACCAAAAUAUCCUUUACAUUAUCCAACAAAUUCCAAAUGCACUUGGACGAUUACUGCCGACCCAAACAGUGUACUGAGCCUCCAUUUUGUUGACUUUGAAACCGAACUUAUCAAUGAUGUGGUAGACAUAAGGGAUGGUGUUUUGAGCACAGAUAAAUUGAUCGCCAGAUUGUCAGGCGCACAGACUGGUCAAACGUUCAUUUCGACUGGAGCAGGACUCACGAUGAAGUUCACGUCAGAUCGCGCCAAUGGUAGUAGAGGUUUUAAGGCAGUCGUGUACGGAGGUUGUAACAUCGAACUUAAUGCAACGAAAGGUGUAAUUUCCAGUCCAGGAUUUGGCUAUAAAAACUACCCAAAUAUGUCAGAUUGCACAUGGAAAAUCAACGAACCAAACGGAAGAAACAUCGGCUUAUUGUUUCAUUUUUUCGACACUGAAUUGGACUUUGAUGUUUUGGAUGUGCUGAAUGGCAACACUGGUGCCUCGAUCAAACGAUAUUCUGGAGAACUUGCGAGGCAGGCUUCGGAGGCCUGGAUCCUAGCUACAGCUACGUCACAAUUAGAUUUUACCUUUAAGUCAGAUAACAGCUACAGAAAAAAGGGAUUUCGAAUUUCUUUCUCCGUUGGAUGCCCCAAGUUAGUGGUUCCAGAGCAUGGAUCCAUAAGCACAGUGCAAACAAACUUUGGAGUUCGGGUUACUUACAAAUGCAACAGUGGCUAUAGGCUUAAUGUCAGUGUGACAACAACUUGUCUUUUUGGAGGAAUGUGGUCUGCGAAAGCUCCAAAAUGCCAAGAAAUCAUUUGUGGUCCCCCCGGAAUCAUCGCAAAUGGCGUUUAUCAAAUCGAUGGCAGUUACAACUUCAAUAGCACAGCAACAUACUUUUGUUUUGGGGGGUACCAGUUGAAUGGAAGUCGAGUUCGUCGUUGUCAAGAAAAUGGACUGUGGUCCGGAUCUUUGCCAAAUUGUAUAGAUGUUGGUUGUGGAGACCCUGGGACACCUGCAAAUGGAGCAAGAAGCACGAGCAAUACUAAUGUCAGUGCAGUAAUGUCUUUUACUUGCGACUACGGAUACAACUUGCACGGGCCAAAAACCAUAAUUUGUGGGGCAGAGGGAAAGUGGUCCGGACCAAUUCCCACAUGCAAACCUGUCUUCUGCAUGGUCGUACCAGCACCAGUCAAUGGAAAAUAUUUGCUAGGCCCAAACAGCACAGUUCCUGUUCGAAUAAAUUAUGGAGAAAUACUUAGCUUUACUUGCAAUAGAGGCUAUCGCAUAAGAGGCUCAGAGUCGAUCAUUUGCCAAGCUAAUGGAAAUUUCAACGACACUGCUCCUCGAUGUUUUGACAUCAACGAAUGUAGCAAUGUACCUUGCAAAGGACCUGGAGCUAUCUGUACCAACACUGUUGGGUCGUACAUAUGUAGCUGUAGAGCAGGAUACCAGAAAGUUAAAGGACAGAGGGACACUUGUGAAGAUAUUGACGAUUGUGCAGUUAACAAUGGUGGAUGUGCCCACAAUUGUACUAAUACAGCUGGGAGCUAUCACUGCAGUUGCUUGGAAGGAUACUAUUUGUAUGAUGGCAAGGAAGGUUUGGUUCCACAAACGACUGUCAACCGCACUUGUUUAGGUGUUAAUUGCCCAGCACCAUCACCCCUGGUGAAUGGGGUUAGAGCAUUUUCAUCCUUCCGACAUCCAGCGCUUGUUAUUUCUCAAUGUAAUGCUGGAUAUUUACGAACUGGCCCAAAAGAGAUUCGGUGCUUGAAAUCAGGCAGCUGGAGUGGUGGCUAUGCUGCGUGCAAUGCGGUUAAUUGUGGAGAUCCUGGGUCAUCGGUGAAUGCUUUCACCAACGUCACAGAUGGAUGGAACUUUAUGUCAAAAAUCAAUUACGAAUGUUUGGAGGGACACAUCAGCGAGAAUGGAUCACUCCAAAGAGUGUGUCUAGCAAACGAGACACAUGCCUUUUGGACAGGCUUGCCCCUUGCUUGCAAAAGAAUUUCAUGUGGAAGACAAUUGGAAAUCGCCAAUGGCAAACUGGUGUAUUUGAAUGGAACUCUUUUUGGAGAUAAAAUCGUGUAUGAAUGCCAACCCGGAUACAAUCUGACAGGAGGGAGUCAAAACAGAACAUGCUCCUCACGUGGUACCUGGUCAGGAACUGAACCAAAUUGCCAAGCUCAAUCAUGCCCAGAUCCUGGUGUUCCAAAAUACGGAAAAAGGAAAGGAAUUUCUGUCGUUGGAGAAACAGUCGUAUAUAGCUGUGUCUCUGGCUACUCCCUGUCUGGAGAUGUAAACCGCACGUGCAAUUUUAUAAGCGGCAAAGGACUGGUGUGGUCAGGCGUUUUACCUCAGUGCAAAGAAUCUCAGCCUCCCUCCUUUGGAAACACAUGCCCCCCCAGCACCGUCGUGGCUUUACCUAAAGGAGAAGCAACCAUGUACUAUUCUUGGACUGUGCCAACAGCAACAGACAACAGUGGAAUACCACCGAAUGUGACAGCAACGCCAAUUUCGAUGCCCCCUCUCCAGUUAGGACCUGGAGUUACUUCAAUCACUUAUCAUGCGGAAGAUGCAGAAGGAAAUACUGCCAAUUGCACUUUUACAAUAACAGUUGAAGAUAAAGAAGCACCAGUAAUUGAAUGUCCAAAGAACGUGAUCAUAUCAAGCGACUUGCCGGUUAUCGCCUAUUGGGGAAGUGGGUAUGCCAAAGAUAAUACUCGUAUUGCAAGUAUCGUCUUCAACCCUCCAAACGGAACAACAUUCAUGUCUGACUCUCGAAAUCUAGUGACGAUGAAUGCUACAGAUCUUUAUGGCAAUCGAGCAUUAUGUAUCAUGGAAGUUACUGUGAGAGGAUGUGGCUGUCCGAACAACAGAACAUGCAAUAUUCAGCCGGAAAAUGGUGUUGCGUCUUGUCAUGUCAAUUCGCCCCUAACAUCCUGCAAUAUUUCUUGCAAUACGAACUACACAAUUGCAGAUAAGACCGUCACCGUGACGUCACCAACCUUUUACUGUCCUGGCGGAAAUUGGACUCAGUCACCUGGUUGUGCACCAAAAGUGUUUGUCGAUGUUUGCUAUAAGUUUGGUGCACUUUGCGAAUACAGUUCCGAUGCUAGACCUGGAUCGUCUAUGGCCGUCUGGACAAAUGUCUCCGAUUUGCUGAUCACCUACCUGAAGGGGCGGUCAUUGCCAGCAUGUGCAGAUAUGCAGAUAUCAAGGGAUGAUUUAAGUGUUACAGCAUUUGGCCUUCUUGGAAUAACGUCGAAAAUAAAAGUCUCGUUUGCAUCAUUGGUUGCCAUACAAAACAUGACCCUUGUGAGGCUAAGUAACUGUGCUGCUGCUUUGGAGGACCACAUGAGAGGCCCUCAAUUCAAUUUAACUGCUGCCUGUGCUCCAGUUGGUUUGUAUUCCAGUCAACGUGUGAACGUACAAUCAAGCAAGUCAUGCUGUGAUCGCACUAAAGCAUCCUGUUGCCCAGGCAACAAUAUUUAUGUCAAGACCUCUUAUCUGGCUACGGAUUAUUGUUACACCGCCACCUCUGGAAUGUAUUACAAUACAACAAUGGAGAACUGUUUGGGAUGCCCAGUAAAUACGUUUGCACCCUUUGGCGGCCUACCAGGCUGUCUGCGGUGUCCAUCUGGUUCAGGAACUCUAGGAACUUACUCAAAGAAAUGCCUAGUAUACUGUAAAGCUGGCACAUUUUCUAGCGAUGGCUUUGGUCCCGGUUGUCGCCCGUGUCCAAUUGGCGAGUACCAAUCGUCUGAAAAGUCGACCAAAUGUGUGAAGUGCCUGUCUGGCCAAUCAACAAAAUCAACUGGAGCAAAAUCAAUAGCGGAAUGUGUAGAUCCUUGCGCUGCGGGUAACUUUUCAGGUAAUGGAUACAGCCCUUGCGAACAAUGUCUCAUUGGCACUUUCCAACCCAACACUGGCCGAGUGGUCUGUUAUCUCUGCCCUGGCGGAGGAACAUUUGGCGGCAAAACAGGCGCAGUCUCAGUUUCAGAAUGUCCAACCAACGAUUCUUGCUACGCUUCGCCCUGUCAGAACAACGGCACGUGCAUUCGUGGUAAAUUUGCUUACUCAUGUAAGUGUGCAGAUGGUUACACUGGCAAAGACUGCAAGAUCGAGGUCGACGAAUGCGCUUCGGCGCCAUGUCAGAAUGGGGGCAGCUGCACUGAGUUAGUGAACUCGUAUACCUGUAAAUGCCCUCCUGGAUAUACAGGUUCAAACUGCGAGAUUGACAUUAACGAAUGUGAAAGUCAGCCUUGUAUGCACGGGGGUAACUGCGUGGAUGGCGUAAAUUCGGUGACAUGCAUUUGUAGGCCUGGCCUGACAGGAGGAUUCUGCGAAAAAAACAUCAAUGAGUGUGCUUCUAGUCCAUGUAAAAACGGAGCGACUUGCCUCAACUUAGUGAACCGUUAUUUAUGUCUCUGUUCGCCUGGUUAUUAUGGAGUAAACUGUGAAAAUGAUACUGAUGAGUGUUUGUCGAAGCCUUGCCGAAACAAUGCAACGUGUAUUGACCAGGUGAACAGUUUUAAGUGUGAUUGCCAACCCGGGUUUGCAGGCAAAAUCUGUGAAGUGGAUAUCAAUGAAUGCUUGGGUGAACCAUGCACCAAUAAUGGAACUUGUUUGGACAAAGUUAAUGACUAUCAAUGUAUCUGCCAGGCAGGCUAUACCGGGAAGAGCUGUUCAAUUAACAUCGACGAGUGUGCCACAACACCUUGUAAAAACGGUGGAUCCUGUACCGAUCAAGUUAAUAGCUUUGAAUGCACUUGUUUGGCUGGAUAUACAGGAAAACGAUGUGAAAUUGAUAUCAAUGAAUGCGGCUCAAGUCCUUGCAGAAAUAACGCCACUUGUGUUGACCAGGUGAAUUCAUACAAUUGUACUUGUCGUCCUGGAUUCUACGGCGAUCAUUGUGAAAAUGAGACAAAUGAAUGCGUUCCAAAUCCCUGUGUCCACAGUGGCUGCGUAGAUUUAGUUGCUGACUACAGAUGUGAUUGUAUGGCUGGUUUAACUGGGAAAGACUGCGAUCAUAAUAUCGACGACUGCGCGUCACUUCCGUGUCAGAAUUCUGGGAAUUGUACGGAUUUCGUUAAUGGCUAUAACUGCACAUGUGCGCCAGGAUAUACAGGUGUAAACUGUGAGACUGACGUCAAUGAAUGUAGCCCAAAUUCAUGCCGUGGAAAUGCUUACAACUGCACAGACCUAAGCAAUGGAGUUUACUGUAACUGCAAACCAGGGUAUAGAGGACGAUCAUGCGAGAUUGAGAUAGACUACUGCACGCCAAAUCCCUGUUUGUACAACAGUACAUGCAUGAAUGUAAAAGAUUCAGCCUCGUUCCAGUGUAAUUGUACCGAUGGAUAUAUGGGUGACACUUGCGGAACCGAGAUUAAUGAGUGUGCGUCGAAUCCAUGCCAGAAUGGAGGAACUUGCGUUGACCUGGUUGCAGCAUACACUUGUAACUGCACGCUAGGCUUUUCUGGUUUGAAUUGUGAAAUCAAUAUUGAUGACUGCAUUGUACGUAAUGGCUCUCUUCCAUGCCUUAAUGGCGGUGUCUGCUUAGAUGGCAUCAACUCCUUCCGAUGCCAAUGCCCAAUUACACAUACUGGGCAAAGAUGCCAGAAAGCGAAAUCACCGAGGUUUGACCUUCGUUUUCAUGGCGGAAGUGGCUCUUAUUUGAGUUACAUGAACUUCAGCAGUGUACCGGCGAUUACAGUAGCAAGUUGGGUGCGUUUCCUCGGAAAGACCUCGGCUGGCACAUUCUUAAUGCUAACAAACAUGGUCAACACAUCAUAUCAUGAUAUUUUGCUUGAAAUCCAAGAUAGAUUCGUACGAUUUACUCCAUCGAAUGGCAGUCGGGUGACUCAUCCGUUUGCAAAGCCUUUGAAUGACGGUCUAUGGCACCACGUUAUUGUAUCAAUUGAACCAACAAGUGGAAGCGUGCAAGUCUACAAGGAUACAGAGGUUGUUUUUAACUCGAUUGAAAACGGCAUGAAAAAUAGAAAACUAUUUGACCCAAAAGGCAUGCUAAUACUCGGUCAGGAAAUGUCGAACAUGGGGUCAGUUCUAAGCAACUCCUUUGCGGGUGAAAUUGGCCAGGUUGGCAUUUGGAAUAGAGUCCUGAGCUCUGCUGAAAGAUCUGCCUUGACAGCAAACUGUUCUUCAAAUCUCACAAACACGCUGCGUUCGUGGAUUCACCUCAAUGGAUUUAAAGGACCCAAUGUUACGAUCAUGGAGCCAGCAACAUGUGGUAGCAACACGUGUCCGCCAUCUUUCAUAGGCCAGUUCUGUGAGACUGAAAUUGACAAGGAGCCACCAAAGGUCUCCAGGUGCCCAAAUGUAACCCAAGUGGUAACACCAAACAGAGUUUCCGUUGUGACAUGGACAGAGCCUAUAUUCAGUGACAAUAAAGUGGUUGCUACCAUCAGAGCUUCUCAUCGCUCCGGAUCUUUCAUGGCUUGGGGAGAUUACAUUGUUACUUACGUUGCAAGCGAUGCUUCUGGCAACUCUGCAUCCUGCACGUUUGACCUUUACGUCAUACGUAAGUUUACACAGUUGGCAAUUACACAUUUUACUGUUCAGAGGCCGUUUUGUUUCUUUUAUUUUUAUAGAGUUUUAAAAUGUGAUGUCACCAAAAUCCUAUUUCUAGAAUAUUGGAAUUUUAACUAUGUAACAUAAAAAUCCCCACCUAGUACUUCCAAAUAUGCAAAAUCAGUCAAAUUUGUCUAAAAUUGGUUGAGAUAUUGCUAAUCAAAAAUUUUAAGUUUGCUAAAGAACCACUCUGCUAAAGAAUCAAGAAC
This is a messenger RNA of Rhopilema esculentum, 7779 nucleotides long. NCBI's taxonomy places the organism in Eukaryota, Metazoa, Cnidaria, Scyphozoa, Rhizostomeae, Rhizostomatidae. The record is from RefSeq and is a predicted model, not a curated record.